Molecule: messenger RNA, 340 nt
Organism: Periophthalmus magnuspinnatus
Lineage: Eukaryota; Metazoa; Chordata; Actinopteri; Gobiiformes; Gobiidae
Gene: cenpx
Product: centromere protein X
Exons: 5
Coding region: 19-282 (87 amino acids)
Biological process (GO): kinetochore assembly; replication fork processing; DNA repair
Cellular component (GO): FANCM-MHF complex; Fanconi anaemia nuclear complex
Molecular function (GO): protein heterodimerization activity
Source: RefSeq, a predicted model, not a curated record
UUUGUAGAGCGCCAAGAGAUGCGUCUAUUGGAAAACAUGGCAGACUCGGAAACAGAAAUAACGUUUCGGAAGGAGACUGUAAACAAACUCUUGUCAAGUUUCUUCAAAGAGGAAAAGACAAGAUUGAGUAGUGAUGCGGUGGUGCUUAUGGCAGAGAUGUUAAAAAUAUUUGUCCAAGAGGCUGCUGUGAGAUCACAAAAACAAGCUGAAGCGGAGGACUGCAACCAAGUAGACAUUGAGCACUUUGAAAAAAUUGUGCCACAGUUGCUUUUGGACUUCUAGCAACAAUGAGCCACAAGAUGGAGCCACAGUGCAGUAUACUUGGCCUAUAGUUCUUGUC